This is a messenger RNA of Racocetra fulgida, 156 nucleotides long. NCBI's taxonomy places the organism in Eukaryota, Fungi, Glomeromycota, Glomeromycetes, Diversisporales, Gigasporaceae. The record is from the annotation of a GenBank genome assembly.
AUGAUACCAUUGUCUUAUGUACUAGUGGCGCGCGCGAAAGUGGCUUUAAUUCAAAUUAUUUAUAUUCCUAUAAUUCCUAAUAAUGACAUAAUUGACAUAAUCGUCUCAGAAAAUCGACUGAUUUAUCUUGAACUAGAACAGAUUUGGGCAGAAUAA